AUGGCUUUCCAUGAGACGGAACGGCGGCGCCAAGGCGGGCUGCGGCGCUGGCGGACUGUAUCCCUUUACGGCCAGGCCGACCGCGAAAUAGAGGCCUACGCUACGAGCCUGAGCGUGCAGAUAGGGCUAAUGUGGAAAAGCUACCUCACGAAUCUUGGGUUUAAGCUGGUCUCCGGCAUAACAGUCAAUUUCGGCCACUUCGCUGCUACAGCUCUCGUGGUCCUCCAUGGCCUUCAGACUAGCAGUACUAUAGGAUCUGUGGUAGCCUUUAGUGGCUAUUGGAACCUCUUGCAGGAUCCACUGUUAUUCUUUACAAAGGUCUCUGGGCGCGUCAUUAAAGACCUUUAUGCCGCCGACCGACUUCGUCGAGUCCUGGAGAUCAAGCCUACUAUGACAUACGGGACCGAGCACCUACGCUUGACCGGAGGCCGCGUCGAGUUCAAGAAUGUCACGGUCAGGUUCGCCUGUGGCGGCGGCGAGACUUUUAGGGAGCUCAAUCUUGCACUUACUACACGGCUUUACGAUCCUACAGAGGGCGUUGUUACGAUUGACGGCCAGGAUAUUAGGAAACUGAAAAAGGCCGAGCUGCCGAAACAUAUCGCCGUCAUGGCGCAGAGCCCGCAUCUGUUUAACAAUACUAUCAUGUACAACAUCCGGUACGGCCGGCCCGACGCCACGGAAUCGGAGGUGCACGAUGCGGCGAAAAAGGUCGGAAUUCACGCCCGCAUUAUGAGCCUGCCCGAACAGUACGACACGGUGGUGGGUGAGGGAGGGGGCUUCUUCUCCGGCGGAGAGACACAGCGGCUUGCGCUGGCACGCGUGCUUAUUCAAAGGGCAGACAUUCUGAUAUUUGACGAGGCCACAAGCGCCCUAGAUGCGGACACUGAAGCUCAUAUCAAGGAGAGCAUUAACACCCUUUGUGCGGGGCACCGUGAUUUGCGCCCAGGUAUGCUACCUCAUUACACUGAUAGUAGCGCUUGUGCUGCAGCCCCAUGCGGGAAAAUGGUCACGCUGGGGACUGUGGACGGCAGUAAAAAGCUUCGCAGUUUGUUAUCAUCCAGUGCACAACACUUGGCUUCAGAUCAACUGUCGAGAUCCGAGGGAACGAAGUAUCAGCAUUGCGUGAGUUUUGUUCAUGGGGCCUCGCAUUGGUCAAAGCUAAUGAAGGACUAUGCUCCUAAUUUAUGGGUAAUGUUCGCAAAUAGCGGCAUGAUGGUUGGGACACAAUAUUUUCAGGGAGAAGACAAGCCAUUCUACCAGAAUGGCUUGCGCAUCAUGAUAGUCAUGGCUUCUGUCGGGAUAUUUGGCACGUUGAUGCAGCUCAUCGUCUACAUUGUCCACAAUCGACGCGUCGCUCAAGGCAAGACUCAGUCUCGGGAUGGGUCCCCCCAUUUUCUGCAUAUCCCUUAA
Monascus purpureus is the source of this 1410-nucleotide messenger RNA. Lineage: Eukaryota; Fungi; Ascomycota; Eurotiomycetes; Eurotiales; Aspergillaceae. The record is from the annotation of a GenBank genome assembly.